GUUUAAUUUUAGAGCAAAAAAAGAAGAAAAUGGAAGAUGAUGUUAUAGUAAUAGUGCCCAAGAAAGCACCGAAAUCAGCUACAAUAUAUAAAUGCCCAAAAUGCAGCUAUCAAACCAAUCGCGCCUACAAUGUUCAACGACAUUUGGUCAACCACUACGAGAAACCUCCAAUGGAGCUGCAGCACAUUUGUCCAUAUGCUGGCUGCUCCUUCACAUCAUUGCGUUGGGAUAAUCUCAUACGACACAGACAAGGAAUACAUCGUGAAUCGAUCAAUACAACUACAAAGACAAAAAAAAAGAAAGAGACUAAAAUGUCAUGUCAAGAGGAGCCCACGCUCAGCGACGAUGGAAAUCUAUCAACUGCACGAAGUAUUGAAUCUCCAGUGAAUGAAGAAGAAGAGGAAGAGGAGUUUGCUUCUGUGGACGAUGACCAAGCAUCACUGCCAUAUGAUGAGAAUGACGAGUCAAUGGAAGAGUAUCCAGAGCCAAUAAGUGAAGCACAGUCAAAGAAAGAAACCAAAAUCAACAAACAAAAUAUUGUUAAGCCGAAAAAAACCUAUCAGAAGGGAAAAACUAAAACGUAUGAAUGCAACAGUUGCAGCUAUCGUACGAAUCGUUGUUAUAAUAUUAAGCGACAUAUUGUCAGGCACAUGGAGAAUCCUGGUGCAGGUGUCGAGCUGCAUGUGUGUAUUAUUGCUGGUUGCAAGUUUGUAACGCCUCGCUGGGAUAACCUAUGCAGACAUGUGAAGAGAAUACAUCCUGAAACUGUUAACAAAGAACGAAAUGAAAAAUAAAAAUAAUUUUUUAUUACAAAA
Molecule: messenger RNA, 815 nt
Organism: Drosophila navojoa
Lineage: Eukaryota; Metazoa; Arthropoda; Insecta; Diptera; Drosophilidae
Biological process (GO): positive regulation of transcription by RNA polymerase II
Cellular component (GO): nucleus
Source: RefSeq, a predicted model, not a curated record